GUGCGCGCGCAGUGCGCCUGCGUAGAGGCUGACGGCAGCUUUUCGGCCCGGCGGUAGUUAUGGCGUCGGAGGUAGGGGCUCUGUGCCGUAGAGUCCGGCUGGAGUGAUCUGUGGAGCGGCGAAGAAGCUUCCCUGACCUACGGACGUAACGUAGACACUGCUAGCAGUGUCUGAAGAUGGCCCUGAACUAUGCGACCCUGUGCGCCGGCGAUCAAGGGAACGGGGUGGCCCACCGCCCUGCGCACGGCGACCUCGGCCAGGCGGCCUUGGCGUUGGCGAUGGUCUCUGGAGACAGCUUCCUCGUUGGCAGACCUGAGCUGGUUUACCCCGGACCUCCGCAGGCCGUGCGACUGAGCGCUCGGACCCACGGCCGAAGAAUGCCUGGCGUCCGGAAUCCGACCCUCCUUAUAAAGGGAAGAAAACUGAAGGGUGGAAGGCGAUUCGGCGCAAUCAGAUUCUCUCCUUAUACCAUCCCUAGGGGACUCCGUCUGUUAGGAAGUGUGCUGCGGCAGCCUCUGAUGGCAUUUGGAGGGGUCUCAACUCGAAUUUCAGCCUAAAACGAAUGCUUCCCCUUGCUUAGCUUGCGAACAAGGCUACUUUAAAGUCA
Chinchilla lanigera (long-tailed chinchilla) is the source of this 607-nucleotide messenger RNA. It is a transcript of the gene CUNH11orf71, whose product is annotated as chromosome unknown open reading frame, human C11orf71. Gene Ontology annotation, cellular component: nucleus. The record is from RefSeq and is a predicted model, not a curated record. NCBI's taxonomy places the organism in Eukaryota, Metazoa, Chordata, Mammalia, Rodentia, Chinchillidae.